Vicia villosa (hairy vetch) is the source of this 1135-nucleotide messenger RNA. Its product is annotated as elongation of fatty acids protein 3-like. Gene Ontology annotation, biological process: sphingolipid biosynthetic process; fatty acid elongation, saturated fatty acid; very long-chain fatty acid biosynthetic process. The transcript has a single exon. Lineage: Eukaryota; Viridiplantae; Streptophyta; Magnoliopsida; Fabales; Fabaceae. Gene Ontology annotation, cellular component: endoplasmic reticulum membrane. Gene Ontology annotation, molecular function: fatty acid elongase activity. The coding region runs from base 94 to 894 and encodes 266 amino acids. The record is from RefSeq and is a predicted model, not a curated record.
AAAUAUUCACCAGUACCAUUGUACCAACAACAAAGCACUUUAGUUCCCCUCCAACAACACAAAAUUUCUAUCCACAAAGAGAGCCAAACAGAAAUGGAAAACUCCAUUGGCAGAACUCUCCAAUACUACCUAGUCUCCCACCCUAAAAUCCUAAACUUCACAUGGAACCCUCCCCACACCCCAUUCUCCUCCCUCCAAUUCCUCUCUCUUUCCAUCCUCUUGUAUCUCUCCCUCACUCUCCUUCUCCUCCUCCCUCUCCCCCCUCUCCCACCUCCCAUCCUCAAACCCUUCACCGCCUUCCACAACCUCACUCUCUCCCUCCUCUCCCUCACAAUGGCCAUCGCCACCUCCCUCACCAUCCUCACUCACCCCCCCUCCCUCCGCUCCACCAUCUGCUUCCCUCCCAACACCCCUCCCACCGGCCCCCUCUUCUUCUGGGCCUACAUCUUCUACCUCUCCAAAUUCCUCGAAUUCAUUGACACUCUCUUCAUCAUCCUCUCCAGAUCCAUCAAACGCCUCUCCUUCCUCCAUGUCUACCAUCACUCCACCGUCCCUAUCAUGUGCUACCUAUGGCUCAACUCCUCCCAGUCACUCUUCCCAAUCGCACUUCUAACUAACUCCUCCGUACAUGUCAUCAUGUAUUCUUACUACUUCCUCACCGCCGUCGGGAUUCGACCGCCGUGGAAGCGCGCCGUCACGGAUUGUCAGAUUGUUCAGUUUGUGUUCAGCUUUGCCGUCUCCGGUGUCAUGCUUUAUUAUCAUUUCUAUGAAGGUGGAUGCUCCGGGAUGAUGGCUUGGUGCUUCAAUGCUGUUUUCAAUGCUUCACUUUUGGCUCUUUUUCUUAAUUUUCAUCUCAAGAGUUAUGCUAAUGCCAAGAAGACUAAAGAUUCGUGACAGCAUUUUUUUUUGUAGUUGUGGUUGUUCAUUUGUUGGUGUUAAGGAAUUGAAAUUGUUAGUUAUUUCAUUUUUCCAAUUUUGUUGUUCAACAACUAUAGUCAGUUUUCAUCACAAUAUUUACCUUGAAUUGUGACAUUUCAUGUAAAAUGUAUCAAUGUAAUAACAACAUUUUGGCAGAUCAGAAGCUAUAUAGAAUCUUAUCAAUGUAAUAACAACAUUUUGGCAAAAUUCAAUAAAA